GAAUGGGGGUCCGGCCGGGCCGGGGCAGGGGACGGAUACGUGGAGGGACUGGAGAGGGUAGCAACCGAGGAGGCUCCGAGCGCUCCCACCCUCGGGCAUGCAAGUCAGGGUCCAGGCGGAGAAAGGGGCGCGAGGACGGGAGGGGGCGCGGGGCUCAGAGGCUCUCAGCCCGCGCCGGCGGGCUAUCCCUCAACCCCCACCCCAGGAGGGAAGGACGGUACGGGACAGGACAGGCGAGGCGGGGCCGCCCUUCCCUUCCCGGCCACAGCCCCACGGAGACUCCUCCACUCGACUUUACCCCGAGAGCUCCAGGAACCUGGGGCAGUGUGGGGCCGGGGGAGUUCGCAGGCCGCGUAUACUGACCCAGUCCCCUGGACCCAGACCCCGCAGCUCACCUGCCGGACUCCGAGCCGUGGCCCCGGACAGGAAGUGUCCCCAGCUUUCGAGCCCCGCCCCCGCGCCUGUGGACGCCCCGCCCCCCCGACGCUUUCUCUAGGACGCUCUAGGAAGCCGGGACGACUGUGAUCCUCGCGCCUCGCCAGAAACACCUGGAGUGACUGCCAGGCCUGAAUCAACUUGAAGCUUGAAAAGUUCAAAAGAAGACUUGCUGAAGACUGAAGAUCUCUCCAUCUCACCAACUCCACCUUUUCCCUCUUGCAGUCAGAGGACAUUGAUCUCCACCAAGAAGGAGAGAGUUCCAUACUAAUGGGCUUUGGGACUGGGGUUAUAUUAAAAAAAAAAAAAAAUAUA
Messenger RNA from Monodelphis domestica (gray short-tailed opossum), 750 nucleotides. RefSeq lists its product as uncharacterized. The record is from RefSeq and is a predicted model, not a curated record. NCBI's taxonomy places the organism in Eukaryota, Metazoa, Chordata, Mammalia, Didelphimorphia, Didelphidae.